CUAACGACAGGGUCAGCGGAAGUGACGCGGCUGCGGUCGCACAGCGCGAGCGCUUCCUCGCCUGGUUUCAGUUUUGUGCACACGCGCCAGGCGCUCUGAUUUAUUGUCGAUGAGGCGCAGCGAGGAGCCUCCUGCUGCACCAUCCUAAUCAUCAUCAUCAUCAUCAUCAUCAUUUAAUGACCAAUUAAUAUCAAUACUCACCCGGGAACUCACAGUAACAUCUCCAAAUCUCAACAGUUUGUCUGGGUAUAACAGACAACCAAACGCAGACACAUCCGCUGGAGCUCGAGGGGGAACUAAGGUGAGACAGCAGACGAAGACAAACUUUUAGCACACUGACAGCAGUUUGCAUUUCCAUCUUUCCUGGUGAGUGCCUCUCCUGUAUUCCGUACAUCAUGCCUCGUUCUUUCCUGGUGAAAAAGCGUCGGAAGGGGGGCUCUCCCCUCCCUACAGACUGUAUGCCAUGUCUGGGUGUAAUCAGCUGCACAGGCGCGGGAACUCAAGAAAAGCCAGAGCCCAAUGUUGAGGCUUCAUCUAUACAGCAGAUGAAGACGCAGCGAGACUGGACAACAGGUUUAAAUGAAUUUCCUUUAUCGAUUCCCUGGCAUCAGAUUCAAGCCAGCAACACAGAGGACAAACAGGACACGGGAAGCAUUUUUAAGUCCAGCAGUAAAGACAGAGAUUAUUCAGUGAUCAGCUCCUCUGUAAUACGCUGUCAUUUUUGUGGCAAGAACUUCUCUUUCCUUUCUGAAUUGGAGGUUCAUUAUUUCAAGUGUCGUGAAAGUCACAAGUCGCCCGUAGUCUGUAUUAACAGCACCGAAGCCGUGACACCACACAGAACAAAGGAGCGAACGUUCGAGUGUAAGGUGUGUGGGAAGCUGUUUAAACGCUCCUCCACUCUCUCAACACACUUGCUGAUCCACUCAAACACAAGGCCGUACCCCUGCCAGUACUGCGGCAAAAGAUUCCACCAGAAAUCAGAUAUGAAGAAACACACCUUUAUUCACACAGGAGAGAAGCCACAUGUAUGCCGGGUGUGUGGCAAAGCCUUCAGCCAGAGCUCUAAUCUAAUCACACACAGCAGAAAGCACUACAGACCCUACAGCUGAGCGCAUGUGUGCACACAAUUCUCAGUUUCUCCUUGUAAAUAUCACACUUUGAUGAACUUUCAUAAACAUUUAACAGAAGAUAAAAUGGGUCACAGAUCACAGAAA
This is a messenger RNA of Silurus meridionalis, 1214 nucleotides long. Its product is annotated as zinc finger protein Gfi-1b-like. Gene Ontology annotation, cellular component: nucleus. NCBI's taxonomy places the organism in Eukaryota, Metazoa, Chordata, Actinopteri, Siluriformes, Siluridae. The transcript is spliced from 7 exons. Gene Ontology annotation, biological process: regulation of transcription by RNA polymerase II. Gene Ontology annotation, molecular function: DNA-binding transcription factor activity, RNA polymerase II-specific; RNA polymerase II cis-regulatory region sequence-specific DNA binding. The coding region runs from base 396 to 1109 and encodes 237 amino acids. The record is from RefSeq and is a predicted model, not a curated record.